AAGCUGCCUGGCUUACCAUUUUUCCUGUCUGCGCUGUCUAGCGAGGCAGCCAGCAACAACAGCUGCCGCAGUGCUCAGAACUCGUGCGAGCCUGCCAAGGAUUAACUGAUUGGUGACAAUGCAGUCUAUAGACCAGCCUGCCAAGGGCAAGGAGAAAAAACGCGCUUUGACUUCCAGCACCCCAUCCGAAGGUUCAGGGAAUAGAAUGAUAUUCACAGGAGGGGUUACUAUUUUUGCAAAUUCCAUCCACUUCUGCCAAAAAGGAAACAAAAUUCUGGAGUGAUAUCCUCCUGAAGGAAGAAAGGAGAGGAUGCUCUCUACAUGAUUAGAGGCCCAGAUGGUUUGCGUAAUCACAGAUCAAGGCUUCCGGAAACUACGCUUUAUAUAGGAGGAGCAACUGCGCCAGUAGAGGGCACUAGUGAAGCUGCUUACCUGUGGAGACCUGCACCAAGGAAUCCUCCUCCAUGGUACCACAGGUGCUGCUAUGUAGGAGAAAUUGGCUGGGGAGUAGGAGAGUUUCAUUCUCUCGCCCAGAAAAACGGCCAGCAGUUAAUGCAUGAACGAUUUCCUCCAGCUGAAGAGUUUGAAAUAGUGGCUCGAUACAGAAAUCCCAGUUUGAGGAUGUAUCCUGCCCCUGAUCCACAAUACUUGGGUUGGGCAGACAACCCAAACUAUCAUCCUCCUAUGAUGGCCUUGGAUGGAUCAGAAACAUCACCUCAUCAGAUGGAGCACUUUCAGUCCAACAUGGGAGAUUGCACAAUGUGCCAACCGGGAGUCUUUCAAAAAAAUUGUAAGUAG
Molecule: messenger RNA, 798 nt
Organism: Podarcis raffonei (Aeolian wall lizard)
Lineage: Eukaryota; Metazoa; Chordata; Lepidosauria; Squamata; Lacertidae
Gene: SPMIP2
Product: chromosome 9 C4orf45 homolog
Exons: 6
Coding region: 322-798 (158 amino acids)
Source: RefSeq, a predicted model, not a curated record